GCGUAUCACUUUUGUUUUGUACGGAUAUAACGCUUAUCAUAUACUUCUGUUCUCGACACUGCUGUACAAGCGCCCACUUUCCGUUGAGUCUGUUCCUUGUCAUAGAUAUACAUUUGGUUUGAAAAGAAAGGAGAGUAACCGCAUCAUAGUUCUCUUACUCAUUAUGAAACACCAGCAUAUUGUACUGUACUUGAUAACGGUGUAUCAACUUGUAUCAGCUACGACUCUUGAAUCGCUUCGAAAGAGGUUUGAUGCAGCUGAGUUUGUGCAUGGUACUUUGUCAAGUGAUACUAAGUCGGAGGACAAACCAAAAGAGAGUGAUGUGAAUGAUUCAACGCCUGAUGAGGAGAAGAUUCCUUUCUGCGCUGCCACACAUCCCUCGACGAAUGGGUUCUUUGAUCUUAGUGGAUUGAGUUCUCUGGGGAAAGAGAACAUAGCUGCAUGGGGUGCAAGGGGUUAUGACUAUCACAGAAAUUUCACGCUUGGUAUAUGCUCUUCGCCCUUGAAAUCCAACGUUGAUGUCAGUAUGAAGGAGAAUUCUAAAACCGGAUUAAACUCAAGCGAUGUUGGAGGUUAUUAUGUGGAAGAAGAUGGACGCAAAGUUUCCAUUGGGGAAUUCUCAACUACGCCUAUGUUCAGAGGUAAGAAAUUGACUAUCACCUAUAACAAUGGAAGUUAUUGUCCAAACGGAAUUGAUAGGAAAUCCACCAUUUUGACCUUUACAUGUGAUAGAGAGAUCCUUCAAAAGGCACAGAUCUCUUUUGUCGGUGUCCUCCAUGAUUGUGAUUAUUUCUUUGACGUACAUACUGUCCAUGCAUGUCCAACUGCCCAUAAGGACGAAGGUCUCGGUGUGAUAUGGAUCUUUGCUUUGAUCUUCCUUGCAGCGUUGUUUGUUUACACCAGUGGUGGAUUCUUGUACAAAAGAUUUGUCACCAACCGUCGUGGUUGGAAACAGCUUCCAACAUAUAACCUGGGUAACAAGGUGUCAUCCGCACUGACAGGUCAGGGUAAGGAAAAGGCUCACGUUAACGUUGUUGUCAUUGGUCACGUCGAUUCUGGUAAGUCUACCACCACUGGUCACUUGAUCUACAAGUGUGGUGGUAUCGACAAGAGAACUAUCGAGAAGUUCGAGAAGGAGGCUGCCGAGCUUGGUAAGGGUUCUUUCAAGUACGCUUGGGUUUUGGACAAGCUUAAAGCUGAGAGAGAAAGAGGUAUCACCAUUGAUAUCGCUUUGUGGAAGUUCGAGACUCCAAAGUACCACGUUACCGUUAUUGAUGCUCCAGGUCACAGAGAUUUCAUCAAGAACAUGAUUACUGGUACUUCCCAAGCUGACUGUGCUAUCUUGAUUAUUGCUGGUGGUGUCGGUGAGUUCGAGGCUGGUAUCUCCAAGGAUGGUCAAACCAGAGAGCACGCUUUGUUGGCUUUCACCUUGGGUGUCAGACAAUUGAUUGUUGCUAUCAACAAGAUGGACUCCGUCAAGUGGGACGAGUCCAGAUUCACUGAGAUUGUCAAGGAGACCUCCAACUUCAUCAAGAAGGUUGGUUACAACCCAAAGACUGUUCCAUUCGUCCCAAUCUCUGGUUGGAACGGUGACAACAUGAUUGAGGCUUCCACCAACUGUCCAUGGUACAAGGGUUGGGAGAAGGAGACCAAGGCUGGUGUCGUCAAGGGUAAGACCUUGUUGGAGGCCAUUGAUGCCAUUGAGCCACCAUCAAGACCAACUGACAAGCCAUUGAGAUUGCCAUUGCAAGAUGUCUACAAGAUUGGUGGUAUCGGAACUGUGCCAGUCGGUAGAGUCGAGACCGGUGUCAUCAAGCCAGGUAUGGUUGUUACCUUUGCUCCAUCCGGUGUCACCACUGAAGUCAAGUCCGUCGAGAUGCACCACGAGCAAUUGGCUGAGGGUGUCCCAGGUGACAACGUUGGUUUCAACGUUAAGAACGUCUCUGUUAAGGAGAUCAGAAGAGGUAACGUUGCUGGUGACUCCAAGAACGAUCCACCAAAGGGUGCUGACUCUUUCAACGCUCAAGUUAUCGUCUUGAACCACCCAGGUCAAAUCUCUGCUGGUUACUCUCCAGUUUUGGACUGUCACACCGCUCACAUUGCUUGUAAGUUCGACGAGAUCUUGGAGAAGAUUGACAGACGUUCCGGUAAGUCUCUUGAGUCCAACCCAAAGUUCAUCAAGUCUGGUGAUGCUGCUAUCGUCAAGUUUGUCCCAACCAAGCCAAUGUGUGUUGAGGCUUUCACUGAGUACCCACCAUUGGGUCGUUUCGCCGUUAGAGACAUGAGACAAACCGUUGCUGUCGGUGUCAUCAAGUCCGUUGAGAAGUCUGACAAGGCUGGUAAGGUCACCAAGGCUGCUCAAAAGGCUGCUAAGAAGUAAGUUGAUUAAUCAAUCUCACUUCAAGCUUGACUAUUUUAUUACAAUGAAUUGUGAAUAUGACCUUUUUCACUUCUCGUU
This is a messenger RNA of Williopsis jadinii, 2458 nucleotides long. Its product is annotated as translation elongation factor. The record is from RefSeq and is a predicted model, not a curated record. The coding region runs from base 164 to 2380 and encodes 738 amino acids. The transcript has 2 exons. Gene Ontology annotation, biological process: translation; translational elongation. Gene Ontology annotation, molecular function: GTP binding; GTPase activity; translation elongation factor activity. Lineage: Eukaryota; Fungi; Ascomycota; Saccharomycetes; Phaffomycetales; Wickerhamomycetaceae.